Messenger RNA from Elaeis guineensis (African oil palm), 1821 nucleotides. Its product is annotated as BTB/POZ domain and ankyrin repeat-containing protein NPR5. Lineage: Eukaryota; Viridiplantae; Streptophyta; Magnoliopsida; Arecales; Arecaceae. Gene Ontology annotation, molecular function: protein binding; transcription cis-regulatory region binding. Gene Ontology annotation, biological process: regulation of DNA-templated transcription; plant organ development; induced systemic resistance, jasmonic acid mediated signaling pathway. The record is from RefSeq and is a predicted model, not a curated record. Gene Ontology annotation, cellular component: nucleus.
UCUCUCUCCAUCUCCCAACUCUUAUCCAUCCCUUCUAGCUAAAAGAAGAGCCAGCUAUAGGUAGCUCAUCGUGAAGAGCGUUGGGAAAGAAAACAGUAGUAGUAAGAUGAGCUCCGAGGAGUACCUCAAAUCCCUCUCCUUGGACUACCUCAAUCUCCUCAUCAAUGGCCAGGCCUUCAGCGACGUCGCGUUCAGCGUCGACGGCCGCCUGGUCCACGCGCACCGCUGCGUCCUCGCCGCGCGGAGCCUCUUCUUCCGCCGCCUAUUCUGCGGGCCGGACCCCCCGCCGGGGCUCCACCUGCUGGACCCCCACCGCCACCCCCUCCACCACCACCACAGCCCUCGCUCCCCCACCGGACCGGCCUCCGGGAGGGUGGGUGUGAGCGCCGGGGUGGUGAUUCCGCUGAAUUCGGUGGGCUACGAGGCGUUCCUGCUGCUGCUCCAGUUCCUCUACAGCGGCCAGGUGUCCAUCGUCCCGCCCAAGCACGAGCCCCGCCCUGAUUGCAGCGAGCGCGGCUGCUGGCACACUCACUGCACCUCCGCCAUCGAUCUCGCGCUCGACACGCUGUCCGCCGCACGCUCCUUCGGCAUCGAGCAGCUUGCCUUGAUCACUCAGAAGCAAUUGGAGAGCAUGGUAGAGAAGGCAUCCAUCAAGGAUGUGAUGAAGGUCCUGAUGGCCUCGCACAAGCAGGACAUGCACCAGCUCUGGACCACCUGCUCCCACCUCAUCGCCGACUCCGGCCUCCCACCGGAGGUCCUCGGCAAGCACCUCCCCAUGGACAUCGUCGCAAAGAUCGAAGAGCUCCGCCUCAAGCCCGGCCGCCCCACCUUCCUGACCCACCACCCCCACCCCACCCACCACUACCUCCCAGCCGUCCCCACCAUGGGGCCCGACGACCACCACAAGAUCCGCCGCAUGCGCCGCGCCCUCGACUCGUCCGACAUCGAGCUCGUCAAGCUGAUGGUGAUGGGGGAGGGACUCGACCUCGACGACGCCCUCGCCCUCCACUACGCCGUCCAGAACUGCAGCCGCGAGGUCGUCAAGGCCCUCCUCGAGCUCGGAGCGGCCGACGUGAACUGCCCCGCCGGACCCGCCGGGAAGACGCCCCUCCACAUCGCCGCCGAGAUGGUGAACCCCGACAUGGUUGCGGUCCUCCUCGACCACCAUGCCGACCCCAACGUCAGGACCGUGGACGGUGUAACCCCGCUUGACAUCCUCCGCAACCUGACCUCCGACUUCCUCUUCAAAGGUGCAGUCCCUGGGCUUUCCCACAUCGAGCCUAACAAGCUCAGGCUGUGCCUCGAGCUGGUCCAAUCGGCUGCGAUGGUUAUAUCCCGGGAAGAGGAGGCUGCUGCCGCCGCCGCCGCUGCCGCUGCUGGAGGCGGUGCAAGUGGUGGAAGCAAUCCUAACCCAGCCAUCUACCAGCCAAUGAGUACUGCAGAAGGGAGUGAUUGCAAUGCCAAUAGCACUGACAGUAGUAUGGUUAGCCUUAGUCUGGAUUCAAGGAUGGUUUACUUGAAUCUAGGAAUGGCCGCUGCUGCUCAUUUGGGUUGUAAGAUUGAUGAUGGAAGGCAGGGCAGUAAUGGAAGUAGGUCCCAAGGAGGCAGUGGAAUUGGCCCAUCUUCCAUGUUUUCUCAUCAGGAUUUCCCAUAGCUAGCCACCUUGUAAGCUGGAGCAACUAUUCCUUAAUUCUCUCUUUCUCUCUCUUACUUCUAUCUGUAACUCUUUGUAUCUAGGCAAGGCAGGAACCGGAAUGGGAUUAGCUAGGGUGCAGAUGAUGGGAUUCUCUUCUUAUAUAAGUUAUAAUUUGUUCCAUUUUA